Molecule: messenger RNA, 2694 nt
Organism: Adelges cooleyi (spruce gall adelgid)
Lineage: Eukaryota; Metazoa; Arthropoda; Insecta; Hemiptera; Adelgidae
Gene: ash2
Product: set1/Ash2 histone methyltransferase complex subunit ASH2
Exons: 10
Coding region: 285-2015 (576 amino acids)
Cellular component (GO): Set1C/COMPASS complex
Molecular function (GO): transcription cis-regulatory region binding; protein binding
Source: RefSeq, a predicted model, not a curated record
GGUAGCUAUUAACCAGCGAGUAUUAUUUACUAUUUAGCCGCCAGGUGCAAACUUUAGAUAAUACAACGAUUUGAAUUUAAGUAACAUUUAAAAACUACACAAGCGUUUUUUUUUCUUUAUAAAGUUAUCCUUUAUAAUAAAAGAUGAAAGUAAAAUAAUAAAACUAAACACUUUCCUUUUAGUUUUUCGCUUUAGGUCACUUACACUUAUUACAAGUUUUACUUCAAACAUUACCUAGGAGAAUCCAAGACUUUUUAAUUUUCAAUUUUCUCACUUUAUUACCUAUGGAAAAUUCAGUUAUGGAAACAGUAAAUGGUUCUACAGACACCAUACCUAACAAAACUGUUUCGACUAAUGAAAAAGAGAACGAAGACAAUAAUGGUGUUCAAAAAGAAGACUGUACUACCCCGUCGCCGGUUAUUGAAAAAGCUGUGGAAAACACAAAUGUUGGAAACUGCUAUUGUAACAAAGACAGGAACUACAAUAUAAUCGAGUUGCUAUGUGCAAAUUGCAAUCGUUGGUAUCAUGAAUCGUGUAUUGGUUAUCAACUGGGAAAGUUGGUUCCUUUUAUGGUGAACUAUAUAUUUGUAUGCAAAAACUGUUCAACCACUGGACUUGAGAGUUUCAAAAAAAAUCCUGCUAUGUUUCCGCAAAUGUGUGUAACGGCGAUUGGAAAUCUUAUGCAAGAAAGUAACAAAAACGGAAACCCUCAGGUGUAUUUUUCUAGGGACAAAGACAUCAUUCCAUUUAUCGAAUCACAUUGGGAAAGUAUGACCACGACGGCUAGAAGAGUCACACAAUCUUGGCAUUCGACAAUUACCAGAUCAUUAAUAAAGGAGACGGAUGCUUUAUUUGGAGUACAAACCGAUGAAAAUGGCGGUCACUCUUACAAAUUAUUAAUUGAUAUACCCCAAAUCAAACCCAAUUACGAAGCCAUGAUCAAAGGUGGUCAUUUGAAAGUUACAGAAACCGGAAUUCAACCUGCCAUAACGAGUGGUCUCAAAGGUCGUGGAGCUAAACGAAAAACAUUAGGUGACGGAACGAGUGGUCCAGGUAGUGGUAAAAAAGGAAGAAGUGCUGGCGACCAGUCGAACAUUAAAUUACCUGCACACGGGUAUCCACUCGAACAUCCUUUCAACAAAGACGGUUAUAAAUACAUUUUGGCGGAGCCCGAUCCUCAUGCGCCGUUCAGGCAAGAAUUCGAUGAAUCUAACGAGUCGGCUGGAAAACUGAUCCCUGGCUGGCUGUACCGUCCAUUGUGUCCGAACCAGGUGCUAUUAGCAUUACAUGAUCGUGCUCCACAACUCCACGUUUCCGAAGACAGAUUGUCAGUUACCGGGGAAAAAGGAUAUUGUAUGAUUCGAGCUACCCACUAUGUUAGCAGUGGAAACUGGUAUUGGGAAAUGACUGUUGAUGAAAUGCCUGAAAAUUCAGCGUGUCGAAUCGGAUGGAGCCAAGAAUUUGCUAAUAUACAAGCUCCACUGGGAUACGAUAAAUUUGGAUAUUCAUGGAGGUCGAGAAAAGGCACGGUGUUCCAUGAAAGUCGAGGAAAGCACUUUAGUAAUAGCUAUGGCGAAGGAGACACUUUAGGCAUUAUGAUAAGUUUACCCAAUGAUCUACUACAGCUGCCACCAACUCAUAAAAAUUUGAUACUGAUUAAAUUCAAAAGUCAUUUGUAUUAUGAAGAACAAUCUCAAGAUAGUAGCCGUGAUGCAUUAAAAAGUCUUAAACCACUUAUCGGCAGCAAAAUAGUUUAUUAUAAAAAUGGUGAACGUUUAAACGUUGGCGCAAUCGACUUGUAUGAAGGAAAAUAUUUUCCAACUGUAUCAUUGUACAAAAAUUGUACAGUUUCCGUGAACUUUGGACCAGAUUUUAAAUAUCCGCCACCGCAAACUGAUGAGUUUAAAUACAAAGGAAUGUGGGAGAGAGCUGGCGAAGCAAUAUGUGAGCAAACUUUGGCCGACGUUGUUUAUUUAACUAUGAACGAAGGAAAAUUGAAAUUGAGUGACCUAUAAACGUUAGAGUAAUUUUAUAAGUAAUUGUAUUUAAAUUAAAAACAAUAAACAUAAUUGUUGUUAAGAAAAUAUUUUUCAAUUAUUCACUUGUAAAAAUUUGUAAUAAUUAAAAAGAUGUAAUUUAUUUUUUUUUUUUUUUGCUCUAUUAUGAAUGGUUAAAAUUAUGAUAUAACUUAUGAUGAUCAAAGUGAUGGCUUAUGCUAUAUGAAAACCAUUUGAAAACUGUAAGUAGUUCAGAGGAUGUUAUACUCAAAUUUUCCAGUGCUAAAACAUAUCUUAUUAGAAUGCGUUUUACUCGCUCCUGAUUAUUUUAAAAAAUACUUAUAACAGAAACAAAAUGUUGGAGAUAAUGUCAUAACUUUUUUUAAAUUACUAUAACUUUUUUUCAAUGUUGUUACCUUACGAUUUCUUAGAAGGUGUUUUUGCUCUUAAACAACUAUGGACCUACGCAUUCUGCGUAGCUAUCUUAAAAUUUAAAAAAUGCUUUAAAUCGCUGUCAAAGAUGCUGCGGUAGACAAAAAAAUAGUCCUAAUUGCUAACCUAAUAAUUACACAUUCCAGUUUAAGCUUUAAAUAAAGAUUUUGCAAAAAAUUGUCUUUACCUAACUUCUUAAUAAAUGGGGGGUAUCACAUCCUCUUAAGUGUAGAAGUAUUAUCAAUAUAUUAAUAACAUUAUAAUA